This is a messenger RNA of Acanthosepion pharaonis, 1413 nucleotides long. The record is from the annotation of a GenBank genome assembly. NCBI's taxonomy places the organism in Eukaryota, Metazoa, Mollusca, Cephalopoda, Sepiida, Sepiidae.
AUGGUUCAAGAACGUUCAUCUCGAUUUCUCUUUCUUCAUUGUCUCUUUUUAGUUUCUCUUUCUUCAUUGUCACUUUUUAGUUUCUCUUUCUACAUUUUUAUCUUUCUUCAUUGUCUCUUUUUAGUUUCGCUUUCUUCAUUGUCUCUUUUUAAUUUCUCUUCCUUCAUUUUUCUCUUCCUUCAUUGUCUCUUUUUAGUUUCUUUUUCUUCAUUGUCUCCUUUUAGUUUCUCUUUCUUCAUUUUUCUCUUUCUUCAUUGUCUCUUUUUAAUUUCUCUUUCUUCAUUGUCUCUUUUUAGUUUCUCUUACUUCAUUGUCACUUUUUACUUUCUCUUACUUCAUUGUCUCUUUUUAAUUUCUCUUUCUCCAUUGUCUCAUUUUAGUUUCUCUUUCUUCAUUUUUCUCUUUAUUCAUUGUCUCUUUUUAGUUUAUCUUUCUUCAUUGUCACUUUUAGUUUCUCUUUCUUCAUUGUCUCUUUUUAAUUUCCCUUUCUUCAUUGUCUCUUUUUAUUUCUCUUUCUUCAUUGUCUCUUUUUAUUUUGUCUUUCUCCAUUGUCACUUUUUAGUUUCUCUUUCUUCAUUGUCUCUUUUUAUUUUCUCUUUCUCCAUUUUUCUCUUUCUCCAUUGUCUCAUUUUAGUUUCUCUUUCUUCAUUGUCUCUUUUUAAUUUCCCUUUCUUCAUUGUCUCUUUUUAUUUUCUCUUUCUACAUUGUCACUUUUUAGUUUCUCUUACUUCAUUUUUCUCUUUCUUCAUUGUCUCUUUUUAUUUUCUCUUUCUCCAUUGUCACUUUUUAGUUUCUCUUUCUCCAUUAUCUCUUUUUAAUUUCUCUUACCUCAUUUUUCUCUUUCUUCAUUGUCACUUUUUAGUUUCUCUUUCUUCAUUGUCUCUUUGUAGUUUCUCUUUCUCCAUUGUCACUUUUAGUUUCUCUUACUUCAUUUUUCUCUUUCUUCAUUGUUUCUUUUUACUUUCUCUUUCUUCAUUGUCUCUUUUCAGUUUCUCUUUCUUCAUUGUCUCUUUUCAGUUUCUGUUUCUUCAUUAUCGCUUUUUAGUGUCUCUUUCUUCAUUGUCUUUUGUUACUUUCUAUUUUUUCAUUGUCACUUUUCAGUUUCUCUUUCUUCAUUGUUACUUUUUAGUUUCUCUUUCUUCAUUGUCACUUUUUAGUUUCUCUUUCUUCAUUUGUCUCUUUCUUCAUUGUCACUCUUUAGUUUCUUUUCCUUCAUUGUCUCUUUUUAGUUUAUCUUUCUUAAUUUUUCUCUUUCUUCAUUGUCACUUUUUAGUUUCUCCUUCUUCAGUGUCACUUUUUAGUUUGUCUUCCUUCAUUGUCUCUUUUUAUUUUCUCUUUCUCCAUUGUCACUUUUUAGUUUCUCUUUCUCCAUUAUCUCUUUUUAAUUUCUCUUACCUCAUUGUCUCUUUUUAG